This is a messenger RNA of Cladocopium goreaui, 2061 nucleotides long. Lineage: Eukaryota; Dinophyceae; Suessiales; Symbiodiniaceae. The record is from the annotation of a GenBank genome assembly.
AUGUUGCUUUUUGCCUUCUUCAUUGAAGACCCGGAUUGCCUCAUCAUUACGCGCGGCAACCAUGAGGACGAAGAAAUGAAUAAACUGAGUAGUGAGGAAGGUGGCGGCUUUCAUGAGGAGGUCUUACAAAAGUACACCGGUGGAAUCUUUAUGAAGUUUGAAGCGAUUUACAAGAUGUUGCCCCUGGCUGCCAUCGUGCACAAGGAGCUGUUCGUGGUACAUGGCGGCCUUGCCCGAAACAGCAAAUCAAACUUGAACACUUCAUUCAUCCGGGACAUUGAUGCCGGCAUUGUAAGCUGCCCCCACGGAGGAUGCUAUCCGUUGUGCUUGGAAGAGCAGGUCUUUCAGGACUUGCUCUGGUCUGACCCACAAGAGAAAUUGGGUUGGGAGGCGAAUCCCAGAGGGGCCGGUAUCAAGUGGGGCCCGGAUCUGACGGCAGCCUUCCUCAAGCGCACGGGUUUGAAAUGGAUUAUCCGUUCACACCAGCUUCCAGAGGACAAACGUGGCUUUAGUACACACCAUCUUGGACUGGUGUACACCCUCUUCAGCGCAAGCAACUACUGUGGUACUGCAGGAAACAAGGGAGGCGUGUGUUUGUUGGAGCUUCGCUACAAUUCUGCCAAUGAAGAAGGGACUCGACUUGUCGCACGUUUCGAGGAGCACUACGCUCCAGCACUGGAGCAAGGAAAGCUCUUGGAGAUCUCCCAGUUGCCGGACAUUGCUGCCCGCAAAUUGGCUCUUGAGGAAGCCGGCGUAGCACGAGCAACAGAGGACAUCCAAAAGGUUGGUCAGCGCCAGGAGCGUGCCAUCCUACAUCGAAUGGCGGGAAAGGUUGUCGAACUGCGUUCAGAGCUAUGGGACGACUUCCGGCGGUGCGAUGAGAAGCGAACUGGCAAGGUGAGCUUCCUCAACUGGUGCGAUAUUUUGACCUCCGUCUGUGGGGAGAACUUUCCAUGGUCCUUGGGCGGCGAGCUCUGGGGCAUUGCCCACGUCAGUUGCCUCAGUUUGGACCACCAGGAAGCUCCACCGGGUGAAGGGGCAACAAGAGGUACCAGGGAGGUGGACUACAAGCGCUUUCUUCGUCGAUUUGACGUGGCGGUGAACAAGGAAAAAUGGGUUGGCUGGAAGACUAUUCUCAUGAGAGACGCUUACGAGGCGCUCUACUGCAACUUGGCAGCGACAGGCAUUUGCAAUGAACUCACACUAGUGGUACUCAGACGUGGUCCAGCGGAGGAUGGUGGUGACAGCCCUCAACGCACGGCUCAGCAGAUGUUGAGCGCUUCGCAGCUGCAAUCAUUGGCUCAUGGCCUGUUCCCUCCAGAUGAAGGCGAUGAAGAUACGGAUUUGAGUGUUCAUGAGUUCUUCGAACGGUUUACUGUGAUCUAUCGCCAGGCGAAAGCAAUGACAGGCGAUGACACGUUGGCAGAUUGGAGAGAUACUUUGCGAUACCUGGGGCAUUUGCUGCUAAAGCAAGACAAACGGGUAAAGACAAGUGCCAGCACCCACUCGCGCAAGACUCUCUUGCAGGUUCAGCGCUUGUGCCUUGCUAUGGCGCACCAAUUCGAGACGGGUGACGAGUCAGGAAGUGGCUUGUUGACAAGGCAAGAGCUGGUGGAUUGCCUCAAAGGACUGGAGGGCAUCGAGGGUGUGAUGCACAAAGGGCAUCCAGUGAGUGACGCUGACUUGCAUGAGUUGGCCGUCAAGCUGGACUUGCUCAGUGGGCGAGAGACCGGCCAGGUCAACCUCUUUAGCUUCCUGGAGGCCUUUGUCGUGGAGCGACCUACCGGACAGGAGUUUGAUGCCGCUGAAGAGUUCAUGUGCGAGCACAUCCUCAGUUUCCUGUAUCGGAACAGACAUGCAGUUUGCUGCGGCUGCCAUGAGGCGGAUGUCGCUCUCAGUGGACGUAUCCGCUGUUCUGCCUUUGCAGAGGUGCUCCGAGGUAUCGACAUCUCCUUGGCCAAGAAUCGCCGGACCUUCACGGACGUUCAGAUCGAUGGUCUUGCAGAAGCCCUUGGAGAAGAGGAUGGCACUUUCUCCUAUUUCGAGCUGCUUCCUCAAUAG